AUGGAGAAAUCCAGUGGGAAGCUAAACAAUGGAUCAACAGCUCCUGGAGUACCACAGGCUGAGGAGGACAGUCCUGUGCCAGCUGAGGAGGGUGCUGCAGGACUGAGCAGAGCAGGACCCCCAGCUGAAAACAGUGUGGAUGUGGAGAGGCUGGAAUUCACUGAAGAAGGUGUUAAAGAAAUGGAGGGACCUUCAGGCACAGAGCCAGCCAGUCCUGAUGCCUCUAAACCAGCCAUUUUGGAAACAGACUGUCCAAAGUCAGAGCCUCUCGUUAUGCUAAUGAACGCAACCUCUGCCCAAAUAUGCAGUUUGGAAAGGAACCAGCAGUGUCCAACCACAGCAUCUCUUGACAUGGACUGCCUAGUUUGCUUCAACAAGUACAACAUCUACAGAAUCCCAAAGCUCCUGGACUGCCAGCAUGCCUUCUGUGCUGUCUGCCUCAAGCUCAUCCUCAGGAGAGAAGAUGACACCUGGCUCAUCACCUGCCCCCUCUGCAGAAAGGCCACUGGUGUGUCAGGAGGACUCAUCCGCACACUUCAAAAUAAAGAAGAUAUCAUGGAGCACUUGGAAAACCUUGAUUCAAAUCCUGAGGUACACAUUUCUGCUAUAGGGCUUGACAGCACUAGCUGGACUCAGAGCAGGCAAUACACAGAGGAAAAUGUUCCAGCAGACAACAGACUGGCUGUCCAGAGACUUGUGCUGCUCCUGCUGCUGCUGGUGAUCCUCACUAUCCUCAUCCUCCCAUUCAUCUACUCGGGGAUGAUAAAAUGGGUAAUUUGUCUCAUGCUUCUUCUGGGGUUGGUCAUGUCUAUGGUGCUUUGCUGCACUCCUAAUUUCUACUGCAGGUGUAACAGGAACUCACUCACCUCCUGCCACAAGGAGACUCACAUUGUUGCUAUUGCCUGA
This is a messenger RNA of Apus apus (common swift), 906 nucleotides long. RefSeq names its product ring finger protein 186 (gene RNF186). Gene Ontology annotation, molecular function: ubiquitin protein ligase activity. Gene Ontology annotation, biological process: protein ubiquitination. The transcript has a single exon. NCBI's taxonomy places the organism in Eukaryota, Metazoa, Chordata, Aves, Apodiformes, Apodidae. The coding region runs from base 1 to 906 and encodes 301 amino acids. The record is from RefSeq and is a predicted model, not a curated record.